Mollisia scopiformis is the source of this 1531-nucleotide messenger RNA. RefSeq lists its product as uncharacterized. The record is from RefSeq and is a predicted model, not a curated record. The coding region runs from base 95 to 1465 and encodes 456 amino acids. Lineage: Eukaryota; Fungi; Ascomycota; Leotiomycetes; Helotiales; Mollisiaceae. The transcript is spliced from 2 exons.
AGGGAUUGGAAAUAUCAGGGAAGUAUUUGGGAGCCUACUUGGAACCGCUCUCUGUCUUGAGCACUCGCUAGUUGCGAUAUACGUAUAUACCACAAUGAACACCACGAACUCGAAAUUCUCGACUCACGUCAACUUCGUUCCUUCUCCCAACUCUCGGGGUACACUGAGUAUCUUAUGGAGCUCUCUAUUCACGAUCCUCGCUUGUACAUGGACGGUUCAACAUCUCAACGUUCCCGAGCAGCGCAAUAGCUGCAAGCCAGGAUGGAUGGGAACUCUCACAUGGUAUACGAGAAAGUUCCUUAAAAGCGCACGAUGGAUGAUAGUCACGAGCAUCGCCCCGGAGGUUGUGAUUGGAAUGGCUUGUUACGAUCUUGUAACUGCAAACAUAACUUUACGGAGCUUGGAAAAAAUUGCUUUGGAGGACGGUGUCCCUUGGACAUUGACACACAGCUAUUUUGCAAAUAUGGGCGGCUUCGUGAUAGAAAGCGGGGUUGAGAAGCCAUCAGCCGUCUCGACGUAUAUCUCAAUGGCGGAUGUGGAAGUCAGAAGCACAUCUCAAGCUGGCCCUAAUCUCCGGAAUAGGAGAGAAAAGAGGCAUGAAAUUCGGCGUCAGCCUCUUACGAAUCAUCUUCCUUCAUUUGUCACUGGUGGCGUCAACGAGAUCUCUUACCACAACCCUUACCAUCUCACCGGAAGACAAAUUUGUCAACUUAGGAAAGAAGGCAUUCUCCCGAGACUUCCUCAUAUUAGCGAGGCAGAGUUAACGGAUAGAUCUAAGAGCGAUGGCUUCGUCAAAGCAAUUGCCUUUUCCCAGAUUCUCUGGGAUAUUAUUCAGAUUAUCGUCAGAGCUGCUCGCAAGCUUCCCAUUUCUCAGCUUGAACUGGCGGUCAUAGCCUUCGCAGUCUGCGCUAUGAUUAUGUACGGCUUGAACUGGUCGAAGCCAAAGAAUAUUGGUGCUGUUACAGCUGUUAUCCAAUAUGAAGGUCCUAUUCCCCAAGGAGUUCUGACUCUUAUCCAGGGAUGGCAUUCAUACUUGGGAUAUAUUCUGAUCGCCGACGACAGAGGUAGGAGAAGACAUGGGUCUCCCAUUAGAAAUGAUUCAACACAAGAUGAUCCCCACGAUUAUUGGAAUCUACUCGCUAUACUGCUUGGAGCCCCUGUCUUUGGUGGAAUACAUGUAGCAGCAUGGAAUUUUGGUUUCCCAACUAAGAUUGACUUGAUAAUCUGGAGAGUCACAAGCCUAUAUUCAGCGGCCUGUAGCCCGCUUCUAUUGUUUGGGGGUUGCUUAGUUCAGGGGGUUCAUAAUAAGGACGAUCGAGUCCUCUAUACAUUCCUCUCAACAGUGAUGGUUUUAUAUAUCAUAGCACGCGUUGCUCUCCUUGUCGAGAUAUUCCGCACGCUUUUCUUCCUUCCGCCCCUUGCUUAUGUUUCCACUUGGACUAAAGAUAUACCUCAUUUUGGCUAGUUUAUAAACAAAUAUAUACAAUGACUCUUGAAUUCUACUUCCUCUGUAUAGCUUGCUAAAUCUGUU